AUGUUCGGAGCUCCAUACAUUUGUCGACGAUGUUUCAAUGCAUCGUUGAAGCCUGCCAGGCGGCGACUGCUUAAAUUUUCUAGCUCUGCUACUCAUGGCUCCUUCUCACCGGCACUGCUAUCGCGAGCACGAAAUCUUGCUUCGGAACAGGAUCGGCUGAGCAAAGAGACAGCUGAGAGCUUUGAUGCUAAGAUUGCGAGACGCAUCGGAGAACUUAAAGGCGUAUCGGAAGCAUUGAAGGAAUGGGAGGCUGCCCAAGAUUCUUUGAAAGAGCUCAAUUCCCUGCUGAAAGACCCCACAACAGACUCUGAGCUCCGUGAACUCGCUGCGGAGGAUUUGUCGUUGACGGCUUCACAACUCGAGACGUUGUCGCAAAGAUUAGCUACCUCUUUGACGCCGAAGCAUCCUUUCCAAGACCUGCCAUGUCUAGUAGAAAUACGACCUGGUGUUGGAGGGGGAGAGGCGGCUAUAUUUGCAGCUGAUCUCUUGAGGAUGUAUCAAGCAUAUUGCUCGAGAAAGGGCAUGCGGUCAUCCUUGCUCAAGUACGAAACAGCCGAUGGUGACUCCGAUGGACAACCGCCUCUUGCAGAAGCUAUUCUCGAGGUAGAAUCCCCAGGAGCAUAUGGAGAACUGCGGAGCGAAGCUGGGGUACAUAGAGUUCAAAGAGUACCUGCUACCGAGAGCAAGGGCCGGACACAUACAAGUGCUGUCGGUGUGCUGGUCCUUCCAAGCCUGCCGAAGUCAGGCAGCGAGGGUCAAGAUAUUGGAGAUGCAGAUUUCAAUGACCCCGAGAGUGAUUACUACAUCAAUCCUGGAGAUGUACGAACAGACGUUAUGAGAGCACGUGGAGCGGGCGGUCAGCACGUCAAUACGACCGACUCCGCCAUCCGGCUUACGCACAUACCGACGAAUACCGUUGUUAGUAUGCAAGACUCGAGAUCACAGCACCAAAAUCGAGAACGAGCUUGGCAGUUGCUAAGAUCUAAGCUAGCGCAAGCGAAAAGAGAAGCAAGAGAGGAGGAGGUUGUCAAACUUAGGAGAGGCGUAAUUGGCAUUGCGAAAAUGGGUCGUGGAGAUAAAGUUCGGACCUAUAAUUGGGGACAACAAAGAGUCACGGAUCAUCGAAGUGGUCUCAGUGUCCAUAAUUUGGAUGAUGUAAUGGAUGGUGGAGAUGAUCUGGACAAAAUCAUAGAAAGUGUAAAGACCUGGCUUGGAGAUCGUGAGAUCGAGACGAUGCUCGCGGAGGACGAAGCAACCAACAAUGCCAGAUGA
Messenger RNA from Mollisia scopiformis, 1272 nucleotides. RefSeq names its product release factor. Gene Ontology annotation, molecular function: translation release factor activity. Gene Ontology annotation, biological process: translational termination. The transcript is spliced from 2 exons. Bases 1 to 1272 code for a protein of 423 amino acids. NCBI's taxonomy places the organism in Eukaryota, Fungi, Ascomycota, Leotiomycetes, Helotiales, Mollisiaceae. The record is from RefSeq and is a predicted model, not a curated record.